ACAGCUAUCGGAAGUAUUUGUAAACAUGGAGCUUGGUAAUACAAAUUUGUUCUUUAUUUUGCUGCCUCAUAUUUUGUGAUAAUCGGGAGGAAAUUUACUACGAAUAAUAUGAAUCCCAAGAUGUAUAGCUAUCGACAGAUGAUUGCGUGUAGGCUGUCGCAAAUAACUGGUCGAAUAGCGGGAAACUUCAAAAUAAAUUUAUGUGUUUCGAAAAUCUCUCAAGACCCUGAAAUACAAUUGUUUCUUGAGCCAAAUUUACUCAACACUGAAUCCAAUUGUAACCGCUGUAUCCGAUCUCUGGCCAAUUUAGAAACGGAUAUAGAAGAUGUGCGUUUGGACAGGAAUGAAAAUAAAAUAGUGUUACGACUUCAUCGUCAAAAAUUUAUUCAAAGCGCUUUUCAUGAUUUUACCUACAGUAGAUUAAAGCUAUACAAACGCCCGAAAACAUCAAUAGAGUUCAGUUCUCCCAAUAUUGCGAAACCUUUCCAUGCUGGACAUUUACGAUCAACAAUAAUAGGCAAUUUCCUUGCAAAUCUGUACGAUCAUUUAGGUCAUCAGGUUACGAAGAUAAACUAUUUGGGAGAUUGGGGAACACAUAUGGGCUACUUGAAGCUGGGUGUUGAUUUAAAAAACUUGACCGAAAAUGAAAUCAAACAAAAUCCCAUCGAAAAAUUACGCCAAGCCUAUGUGCAUGCGUAUAAGCAAGCAGAAUACGAUGAAGAACUUCAUUCAAAAGCCAAGCAAAUUUUCUGUGAUUUGGAGAAUGCAGAAAGUAAUACUUUACAUUCUUGGGACAACUUUCGAACCUACGCGGUGAAUGAAUUAGAACGAAUGUAUAAACGACUAGGAAUAUCAUUCGAUUAUUAUUAUUGGGAGUCUCAGUAUAGAGCCAACAAUAUAUCGGAUGUUAUAUCUCUAUUAGAAAGCAGGAAUCUACUUCACACCCAACAUGACGGCAGUCGAACUAUCAAGGUUGAGAACCGUGUUGUACCGAUGAUGAAGUCAGAUGGAUCAACAUUGUACCUAACGAGAGAUGUAGCAGCACUGAUCGAUCGUCAACAGAGGUUUAAUUUUGAUAACAUAAUGUAUGUUGUAGAUAAUGGACAAAGUGAUCAUUUCAAUGCACUUGUGUCGAUUGCACACCAGUUAAACUUACCGUGCGCAUCUAAAAUAAGUCAUGUGAAGUUCGGAAGAGUGCUCGGGAUGAGCACAAGGAAAGGAACUUCGGUGCUUCUCGAUGAUAUACUGGAUGAAGCAGACUCACUCAUGAAGAACAAACAACUGAACACUAAAACUACUAAAAUCGAUGUACAUCGGAACCCGGAAGUGUCUGCAAUACUAGGAACGACUGCCGUAAUCAUUAAUGAUUUGAAGCAGCAAAGAAUGCGUAAUUACGAUUUCAACUGGGAUAAGGCAUUACAAGUGGAAGGUGAUAGUGGCAUAAAAUUACAAUAUACACAUUGUCGUUUAUGGAGCCUGCAGCAAAAUGUCGAAUCUACGAAUCAGACUGAAUGCAUACCAGAAAUGUUUCCAGAGAAAGAGGCAUUAGAUUUGAUUUGUACUAUCGUAAAAUUUGGUGAUAUAUUAGUAGAAUCGGAAGAAAAACGGGAGGCAUGCGUUUUGGUGAACUAUCUUUUUGGAUUGUGUAACGCUAUAAAUCGUGCUAUGCGAGUCCUUCAUGUGAAAAAUGAACCAUACAGAGAGAAACAGAUUCAACGAUUGCAGCUCUUUGUUCUGGCACGGAAGGUCCUGCAACGUGGGAUGGAAAUUCUAGGAUUGAAACCAUUGUUGAAUAUGUAAUUUUGGGUUUAUUCGUAUCAAGCAUUUGUUUCGUAGGAAUAAAAUUGAUAGCUUAAUACAUUUCAUCGCUUUUUCCACGUGUACUUUCUGCGGGCCCCAGCCUGUCCGGGUUUCUUUCGCUCCCUUCGACGAUAGUCGCGUUGCAACAAUCCGGCUUGAAGCAGAAGAAAAAUUCAUAUUGAUAGGUUGUAACGAAGGACAUGAAAUACUUACCUAUUCUCAUUCGAUCAAUGGUUUCUGUGUCGAGAAAACUGCGCAACGCCAUGGAGAUUCCCCAACGAAUCGCUCCAGCUUGCCCAGAUGAACCUCCUCCUUGAACGUUGCUCACGAUGUCAACUUUGUUAAUCAUGUUGGUAAACACAAGAGGAAAUAGUACCUAGAAGUGUAAAUUUGUC
Molecule: messenger RNA, 2195 nt
Organism: Toxorhynchites rutilus septentrionalis
Lineage: Eukaryota; Metazoa; Arthropoda; Insecta; Diptera; Culicidae
Gene: ArgRS-m
Product: probable arginine--tRNA ligase, mitochondrial
Exons: 5
Coding region: 109-1800 (563 amino acids)
Biological process (GO): mitochondrial translation; arginyl-tRNA aminoacylation
Cellular component (GO): mitochondrion
Molecular function (GO): ATP binding; arginine-tRNA ligase activity
Source: RefSeq, a predicted model, not a curated record